GACACCGUAACCUCCACCUUCAGUUGAAGAAGUUCUCUGGUGACGUGAGAAGGCUUAAGAACUAUCUCUGGACGCAAGAUGAAAUUGUCACCGGAGAUUCGAGUUUUUCCCCCUGUGAUAUUUACUUAUCUCCUCGGGCUUUCCUACGGUGAAGGGAACAACUCCAUUAUCGACAAAAACAACGAAUUUUGUGCUUUUGGUCAUAAUCAUGCUUCGUGCGACUUCGGGCAUGCCCAUGAGGCUACGGUAACCUUAAAUACCCUGGACCAGUCGAUUCAGGAGAUAGACAUCCAAAAUACCAGAAACCUCAGCUUGAGCGAAAACAUCUGUGCCCAGAUGAUAGUGCUGCAUGUUGGCCAGAUUUCCAUCCUCAGGAGAGAGCACACUCCAUGCGAUGAGCGACUGGAAUUCUCCAGCCUCAACUCGAGUUUUUCCAGAAUUCCAAGGCAGUUCAGAAACUUCUACCUGAGAAACUGCAGCAUCGCCUUCUUCUCCACGGAUGCUCUUUUGAGCAAAGUCGUGGUGGCCGCAUCUACCAUAGGCUUCCUCGAUAUCUCUGAGCCACUGGCUCACAAAGCAACGGUCGAAUUCAUCAACACAACUAUAGGAACGAUAGAGCGAGUGAGAGCGAAUGACGGUUCAGUUUUCAGAAUGACAAAUUCAGCCGUAGGUGAGAUAUCUCCCUUCGGAGUCAACGCUAGUGGUGGAUCGAUAAUCAUGCGUAAUUCUUCAGUUCGUAAGGCCACUGGAAGUAGCUUUAUCAUGCAGGGAAAUGCAUCAUUGACCCUCGAAAAGUUUAGUGGGAACCUGAAUGUUGUGUCACUUGGCCAUGAAACCUCUAAUUCUUUUUUAAUCGCUUUUAUCGUCUCUGUGAUUUUCAAUAUAAUCUUAUUUAUUAUAGCUCUGACAUUUCUAUUUUACUAUGUAUGUUCCUAUAGAAACAGGAACAGAAAAUCCCCAGAAGUUCAGAAAGAAGAUAUUUCCCAAAAUAAUGCUAGGUUGCCUAAUCAAUCUGGAUCUCUUUCACAUCAAGAAGAUGCUCCACUAGUUCCAGAAGAGAAAAACAAUGCACAACAUAACUCUAGUUUGCCGAAUGACCCACUAGUUCCAGAAGAAACCAAUACUCAGGAUACCUCUAGUUUACAUUUUAUAGCCUCGAGGAAUUCUUAUGGAACUCCUUUGAUCAUGAUAAUGCCAACUAGUUCCAAAAUAACCAAUACUCAGAAUACUUCAAGUUUUACCUUUGAUAACUUCGAGAAUUCAUUUGGAACUGCUAUAGAUCAUGAUAAUGACAAGCUAGUUCCAGAAAUAACCAAUACUCAGAAUACUUCAAGUUUACCUUUGAUAACUUCGAGGAAUUUAUUUGGAACUCCUUUAGAUCAUGAGAAUGGCCCACUAGUUCCAAAAAUAACCAGUACUCAGAAUACUUCAAGUUUACCUUUGAUAGCUUCGAGGAAUUCAUUUGGAACUCCUUCAGAUCUUAAGAAUGACCCACUAGUUCCAGAAGAUACCAAUACUCAACAUAACUCUAGUUUGCCUAUGGUAGCCUUGGGGAAUUCAUUCGGUACCCUUUCUGAUCAUGAGAAUGACUCACUAGUUUCAGAAAUAACCAAUACUCAGAAUACCUCUAGUUUGCGAAUGGAAGAGUCUGAAUCUCAUACAAAUAGUAAAAAUGGUUUACUGGUUGGAGGAAAUACCAAUUCUCAAACUAAUUCUAGUUCCACAAACGAGGCUAUCGGUAAUGUAUCUGAAAUUCUUCCAAAUAAAGAAAAACAACCAAAAGAUCAAGGUCGUUACUCAAGGAACUUUCUGGCUUUAAAGAGAGUGUAUGAAUCAAGAAAUAAAGAAUGA
This is a messenger RNA of Macrobrachium nipponense, 1851 nucleotides long. RefSeq lists its product as uncharacterized. NCBI's taxonomy places the organism in Eukaryota, Metazoa, Arthropoda, Malacostraca, Decapoda, Palaemonidae. The record is from RefSeq and is a predicted model, not a curated record. The transcript is spliced from 3 exons. The coding region runs from base 79 to 1851 and encodes 590 amino acids.